Erythranthe guttata (spotted monkey flower) is the source of this 2152-nucleotide messenger RNA. RefSeq names its product E3 ubiquitin-protein ligase WAV3. NCBI's taxonomy places the organism in Eukaryota, Viridiplantae, Streptophyta, Magnoliopsida, Lamiales, Phrymaceae. The record is from RefSeq and is a predicted model, not a curated record.
UAUUAUUUAUUAUUAAGCUUUCAUCUGUAGCGUAAAGCCUCUCAGAAGAAGAAUGACUUCUCCAGCAACUAAAAUAUGCAGCAUCUGCUUAGGAAGCAUAAAUACAAGCCAAGGCAGCUUCACUGCCACGUGUCACCACUCAUUCCACUUCAUCUGCAUCACAAACACUUUUGCUAUUCCAAACCCUUUCCCAAUUUGCCCUCUUUGCCAACCCCUUCCCAAUUACAAUGCCCCGUUGCCAAACGCCCCGCCUUCCGUUCCUCCGUCGGCUCCGCAAAUCCCUAAACUCGAACCCGAGCCUGUUCAGUUCUCCGACGACGACCCCCUUCUCGAACCUUCUUCUACAACAACAACAACAACCGUCGGCUUAGAAAAAGUGACCAUCAAUGCCGUACCCGAGCGCGACGUGCUCGCCGCCUCGGAGUCCGCGCCUCAAUUCACGGUUCUGAUAGGACUGAAGGCGCCCCCGUUACCAGCUUCCUCUCAGCGUGGGGCCCCCGUCGACCUCGUCACGGUUCUUGAUGUUAGUGGCAGCAUGAAGGGAACGAAGCUGGAUCUCGUAAAGCGGGCCGUGAAUUUCGUGAUCGAUGAGUUGGGCCCUUCCGACCGGCUUUCGAUAGUAUCUUUCUCCAAUCAGGCGUGGAGAAUAUUCCGUUUGACGAGAAUGACGGAAGCCGGCCGAGCGAGCGCCAAGCUGGCGGUCAAUUCACUGGUUGUUAUCGGCAACACCAAUAUAGUCGAGGGCCUGAAGAAAGGAGCGCGGGUUCUCGAAGAGCGGAGUUACAAGAAUCCAGUCGCGAGUAUCGUGUUCUUAUCGGACGGAAUCGAUAACUGCAACCACCGCCCAUUUUUCCACCUACUGCCGCCUUCGAUCUACCCCGCAAAUAGACUGCCACAUCAGCAAGAGAUUGAACUCUUUCCGGUACAUGCAUUUGGUUUUGGCACGGAUCACGAUGCUGUUACAAUGCACGCGAUAUCCGAUGCGUCGGGCGGUACUUUCUCCUUCAUCGAGUCGUACGAGAUGGUGCAAGGCGCUUUUGCCAGCUGUAUCGGGGGUCUUUUGAGUGUGGUGACUCAAGGGCUCCGGUUGUCGCUGAGGUCAGGGUCUAACGGGGUGGUGAUGAAAUCGAUACCUUCCGGAAGGUACCCCAGCGAAAUCGCCGAUCAAGGAUCGAAAGGUACGAUCCACGUAGGCGACCUCUACGCUGACGAAGAGAAGGAAUUCUUGAUCAACUUAUCCAUCCCCAUUCGAAAGACGUCUCUUUUGGACAUUGUGUGUUCUUACAUUGACGUUGUGUCGGAGAAAGAGACGGUGGAGAUCGAGAGCGUCGAGAUUAGACGCGCAAGGAAGGGUUCGCCCUCGGACACGAAGGUGAAACUGGAGGUCGAUCGGCAGAGGAACCGGCUACAUGCGGCGGAGAGCAUUGCGGAGGCUCAAAAGAUGGCGGAAUCCGGAGAUGUAAACGGGGCGCGUGAUUUGCUAGCCAAGGGUAGAACGGACAUUCUCGGUUCUUCUUCGGCUCAAGCGGGGGAUGAUAUGUGCGUGUGGCUCGAAGAAGAUAUGAAAGAGACCGAGAGAAGAAUGGGGAGUGCCGAACAAUACAAUAAAGAGGGCCGAGCGUACGCACUCGCGGGUAUGAGUUCGCACGGUGCACAAAGGGCGACGACGAAAGGGAAAAAAGUGGCCGGAGCGGAAAGACGAUACAGCCCUUAUUCGACUAAAAGUAUGGCUCUUAUGGUUGUCAAGGCCGAGCAACUUAGCGAUGACGAGGCUGAGCCGAUUAUUAAGAAGGAGCCGGAGAAUUAGAGUUUCUUGAUUUUUAUUUUAUUUUCUUUUCUUGAUUUUAAGAGAAUAUAUAUUUUUGCAAAACUGAUUUUUGUUGUCAUCUUUCAGACAGUUGUGAUGUUCUGGGAUAGUUUUAAUUUCGUAUGCAAUCGUUGAAAGUGGUUUCUUUUGUAGUACGAAAACGGAAUUCGAUAUAACACAAGUGUACUAAACGCGAGCAACUGACUCGGAAUUGAGUCGAGCCGGAGACGAGUUGAGCUCGAGCAUCUUAAUUUUUUGGAUAUAUAUUAUAUUAUUUGUUUUUAAAUCGAACUCGAGCCGAACUUCAUAUUUUAUCGAAUAAAAUAUAUCUUCGUGAUUGAUAUA